Messenger RNA from Rubroshorea leprosula, 1613 nucleotides. The record is from the annotation of a GenBank genome assembly. Lineage: Eukaryota; Viridiplantae; Streptophyta; Magnoliopsida; Malvales; Dipterocarpaceae.
CUUUCGUUCAACCUCUCCAAUGUUCCUUCUAGGCUUGCCAAUUCUCUUCCCUUCUCCCUCGAUUUUUCUCCCAAUUUUCCACCGAUUUUCGACCUCCCCUCUCAAAGCCGAAGCUUCCCCUUUUAUACAGAAACAGGGAGAACCCAAACCCUUUUCUAAUUCUAAAUUCUUAUCUCAAUCCCUAAAAUUACAGAUAAUAAUCUAGCUCUAUUAGAAUUUGAAAUUCUAAAACUAAUCUAGUUCUUUACACAUCUUCCCUCUUUUAAGGCUAGAUUCAUACCUUUUAUGCAUUAGGACUCCCACCUUGAAUCAAUUUCGGACUCUUUGGAGUUGAUGACUUACGGUUUGUACAUCCUUAUCCAAAUCCUUCGAUUGGCCGAGCUUAUCUUCAAAAAAUAUCCCUUUGGCAUCAUGUUGGAGCUGAUUGAGAAGGGAGGGCUCAGACAUGGCUCCAUGCAUACAGCCACUGCACUGCACGAAGAUUUAUCAACAAAGAGCAGAGAACCUCAUCAACAUCAAACUGUUUAUGCAGACCAGUGCCAUAAGCUGGACAAUGAGAAAAUGUCAAGUGAGAAGUCAGAGCCAGAAAUCGGAUUUCCUUUUGUCAAUUCUUGGAGUGACACAUGCCUGGAAUUUGCAAUCAAGACUCUUACUGCUUCAAUACCAUUGGAGGAUGCUGCCAUUGAUGGGCUUGUUUCUCCUCCAGCUACUAAUAUCCUGCAAGAAAAGAAUCUAGGUGAAGCUAUUAAUGGAAGUUCCAGACUGGUAAAGACUUCAUUAGACUAAAACAAGUCAAAGACAAAGAAGAAAGAGCUCAACUUGCCCUGUCAAUCUUCGAAACAACUUUCCAGGCUUGCAACCCAGCUGGUGGUGAAUUCAUUGUCCCCUGAACAGACCUUUACGGUUGAAGGAAGAAAUUCUUUUGGUGAAGAAGUCUUUCAGAAUGCAGGUUUAGUUUCAGAGAAAUUAGUGGUUGGAGCAUGUCAACAGCUUCAGGCUGAGCCAAUAAUGGGGCUUAGGCAUGGCUUCAGAUGCACAGUUGGUGCAUUGCAUGAAGAAUCAUCGAGUAAAAGCAAAGAACCUCUUCAAGAUCAAACUGUUCCUUACAGUCCAAUGCCAGAAGCCAGACUAUGGGAAUAUCCAUGAUGCGAAGUCAAAGCCCAGUUCUUAUUUCCCUACGGAGAUUCUCGGUCUGAACCAUGCCUGGAGUUUGCAUUCAAGACUAUUACAGGUGCAAUUGCAGUGGAGGAUAAUCUUGCUGUACAGGAUUACUUCCAGCAACAACUUGAACCAUCUAGCACCAAGAGGGAUGGUGACUCUGCACUUCAAGAUUUUGGUUUGCCCAACUUUUUCAAAGCUGAUAUUUCAUCUCACUUUGAUACACAAGAAAAACCACCUCUUAGGCAGCAACCACCUGCAAAUGUGAGCUUAUCUAGUGGAGGUGAUAUUGGUUCUCAACAACCUUCUGCUUGAGGGGCAAAGUGAUCUCCUCCAGUUUUCCUCCUGUAAAUCUGGUAGGCAUCGAGGAAAUAGCAUUACGUACUUUUUGCACCGAUCGCUUUGUGCAGUUUUGGCCUUUUUUCCUUUUUUUUUUUUUUUUUUUUUUUUGUGUG